UGCCGUGUACCAGCUUGUAUCGAAUUGCUGGAGUGGGAAGCCGGCCGGCUCCGAACCUGCGCGUGGGAGGCCAUCCAGCCAAUCGGUGGGAAGUUUGUGCUCUUGGACGGCCAUUCAUUGGCUGAUAAGUCAAAGCUUUCUGUUGUCUGUACUGGCUAUUGUUGCUGUCAAUCACGAACUCGGCCGAACCUCCUCCUCCCGUCUUUGUCUGAGUGAGUUCUUGUUGUCUGGGAGAGCGGCGGAGGCGCCGCUACCGAUUGGACAGUGGGAGAAACCUGUGACCUGCUCCUAUUGGCCAAUCUGUUAGUUAACGUUUCUGAUUGGUUGCACCGAGCAACUGUGUCCUCCGGAGAGCUCUCCGCAGAUGGGAGCUCCGGCGGCGGAGUGAUGGUGGCAGCAGCAGACAUGGGCCGGGCAGGGACCAUGGCAGUGGCGGCAGAGGUGGCAGGGGCGGGGCAGCUGGCGGUGGAGGAGGCUGUGGUCGUCAGGGGUCUGUAGGAGGCAUGGCUCGGGCCAGCAGCAGGAACAGCAGUGAAGAGGCCUGGGGGGCACUUCGGGCGCCGCAACAGCAGAGUCCGGCAGCAUCUUCUCUUGAGCGAGCAAUUUGGAGACGAGCUGGAACCCAGACUCGCGCCCUGGAUGCCGUCCUUUACCAUCCACAGCAAUCCCAUCUGCUUCGAGAGCUGUGCCCAGGAGUGAAUACCCAGCCCUACCUCUGUGAGAGUGGUCACUGCUGUGGGGAGACUGGCUGCUGCACCUACUACUAUGAACUCUGGUGUGAGUCUCCGAAGGGGUCCAUCUCAGGGUUCUGGCUACUCUGGACAGUUCUAAUCCUCUUUAGCUGUUGUUGCGCCUUCCGCCACAGAAGAGCUAAACUCAGGCUGCAACAGCAGCAGCGGCAGCGUGAGAUCAACUUGUUGGCUUACCAUGGAGCAUGCCAUGGGGCUGGCCCUGUUCCCGCUGGCUCACUGCUUGACCUUCGCAUCCUCAGCGCCUUCAAACCCCCAGCCUAUGAGGAUGUGGUUCACCACCCAGGCACACCGCCGCCUCCUUACACUAUGGCUCUGGGUCACCCCUUGACUGCUUCCAAUGAAUGCACCUGCUGCUCUUCCGAAUCCAGCUGCUCUGCCCACUUGGAGGGGACAAAUGUAGAAGGUGUUUCCUCCCACCAGAGCGCUCUCCCUCUUCAGGAGGGUGAGCCCAGGGCAGGGCUGAGCCCAGUCCACAUACCCCCUCCCUGCCGCUAUCGCCGCCUGACUGGUGACUCAGGUAUUGAGCUCUGCCCUUGUCCUGACUCCAGUGAAGGUGAGCCAGUCAAGGAGACGAGGGCUAGUGCCACCCACCCAGACCUGGAGGACCAUUCCCCCUGUGUGCUGUCCCUAGAAUCUAUGUCCCAGACCCCUCCCUUGGGGCUAGCUUCCAGUUACGGGGACAUCCCAUAAGUAGUUUCAAGAGGGAAAUUGGGUGUUACUUGGCCACCAGGAACAGCCCUGGUUUCAACGGCAGUCCUCUUCCAUGUGGGCCCCUCCCACCCUUCUAGAAUCUGCCUGGAAGGGCUGGAGCCUUAAAGAGGUGCAGUACCGAGGACUGUGCUGUCUUUACUCACUCCCAAAACAUACACAGGAGCCUUUAAUCUCAUUAAAGAGACAUGAACCAGCUGCUUGUGCUUUUGGGUAGAGUAGCCCUCAGCUCACUGCAUUUCCCUGACCACACUGGGUUUACAGGGAAGAAGCAGUAGCCACUAUCACCUUACCUGAGGAUAGCAGGCAGCCCCGAGCAAGACUACCAAAAGCAAGAGUUCAGCUAGGUUUUUGUUUUGUUUUUUCCGGUUUAUUUAGAAAAAUAGACU
This is a messenger RNA of Acomys russatus (golden spiny mouse), 1849 nucleotides long. RefSeq names its product WW domain binding protein 1 (gene Wbp1). Bases 504 to 1442 code for a protein of 312 amino acids. The record is from RefSeq and is a predicted model, not a curated record. Lineage: Eukaryota; Metazoa; Chordata; Mammalia; Rodentia; Muridae. The transcript has 5 exons. Gene Ontology annotation, molecular function: WW domain binding.